AUGCGGCUCGCAAAGUGCCACGCCGCUGCUUGGGCCCUCGGCAGCUCACGAUUCCUUACGCCUGCGGCUGCCGCUGCCUCGGCAUCGCCCAUCCAACCGGACCACGAGAGUGCGGGAAGAAACUGCCAUCACAUCUUCAACGCCAUCCAUUCCGCCGGUCGGCAAUGGGGCUCGGCCGUCAAGCACAACGGUCUCAGCUUCUUCCCCGCCGCGAUACCAAAGGGAACCCUGCUGUAUCAUGGAUCCAACACGGACAGCAUACCCCGAGGACCCGAGUGGCUUGCCUUCGAGGUCGAGCAUGCCGAGGCCUUUGCCUUGUCCGUCACUCUCCCGGGCAGGCAGCAUGACCAACUGGUGGGACAGAAGCCUCUGAUUCCAUCUUCUGCCCGUCGCAGAGACGCAGGCCGAGGUCAGCAAAAUAGGCGGGGUUAUCUGCACACCUACAGAGCUGAGAGGGAUCUCAAAAUACUCUACCUCGACGGAAUGAGCGCCGGCAAGACGCACAUGGGAACUCUUGAUACCCAGGAUCUCCUUCUUCGCGAGAACAACACGCCUCCCGCCUGGGACUCGUUCAUGGACGAGCUCGAUCGUGCCGGCAGCAUUUGCGACUUGAUGACCGAGUGGGCGUACGAUGGCUUCGUGCGCUUGGAGAUUGGCUUCGAAGUCGUCUAUUGCAACUUCUCCAACGGCAUCGAUCUCGUUGCCAUGAAGCGCACCCUUCUGCACCCCGAUGCGGACAAAUCACCGUACGACCCCAUGAAACCGUUCCAAUGGGCACGAGCGGCGUCGGAACGAUACGAUGGCAUAGGCGGACACCGACUCACCCUUGACUUCUCCUCCAUGGUGUCGGCCUUCUUCUUCCCCGUCGACCUAUCAAACACCGACGCUAACCGACCAGACCUGCCUCGCCUGGUCGCUGUCAGCCUCGACGAGUUGCGGGACAUCAAGGCCUACCUGCGCGAGGUUUGCACGCAGCCGCGGAGGUACACGGUCAACUGGCAGGCCGUCGUCGACAUGAUCGUGACUCGAUACUCGGCCCGCUUCGCCCUGAUGGCUUCUACCCUCCUGUCGCCUUCGGAUUUCGUCGAGGAGCUUGAUGUCGUCUCGAGAACGUACUUUGACGCGCCAUCCCUUCCGGGCGACAUCACCGUGGCGAGCCCCGAAAACAGGACGGCCGAGGCAAUCGAUUCCUGCACGGUGCACUACCUUCUCCCGACCUACCUGGACAGGGACCGAUGGGACGUCGAAGACGACAUGAUCCACACGGCCCUGAAGCGAGUCGUCGGCCAAAUCUGCAACCAGUUGUUCGUCAUGCGAGCCGUCAUCCUGAAGGCCUCGGCGCGAGAUGAUCCGUUGACCGACUUGAGCUUGACGAUGGGAAACGACGGUGGCGCACCGAAUCUGGACGAGGCUGUCGCUCGAUGUCGCCAGAGCCUGGAAAGGUUACGAGAGGAUCUCUCUUGGACAACGUGGAGGAGGCCGCAGGCGUGCCCGGUCAACGAGUUGCUCAUGAUAGCCAUGUGGCCUCUCGGCGACGCCGAGGACUACUGGACCCCCCGCUGCCGGUCGGUGGAUGAAGUCGGGUACAGCAGAAGGAGCUACUGGAGAGGCACAUGA
Drechmeria coniospora is the source of this 1617-nucleotide messenger RNA. RefSeq lists its product as uncharacterized. The coding region runs from base 1 to 1617 and encodes 538 amino acids. Lineage: Eukaryota; Fungi; Ascomycota; Sordariomycetes; Hypocreales; Ophiocordycipitaceae. The record is from RefSeq and is a predicted model, not a curated record. The transcript has a single exon.